This is a messenger RNA of Anneissia japonica, 1132 nucleotides long. Its product is annotated as thioredoxin reductase-like selenoprotein T. The record is from RefSeq and is a predicted model, not a curated record. The transcript is spliced from 5 exons. NCBI's taxonomy places the organism in Eukaryota, Metazoa, Echinodermata, Crinoidea, Comatulida, Comatulidae. Gene Ontology annotation, molecular function: thioredoxin-disulfide reductase (NADPH) activity. Gene Ontology annotation, biological process: cell redox homeostasis. Gene Ontology annotation, cellular component: endoplasmic reticulum membrane.
GGUAAUUUAAUUUCGUAGCUAAAAAAAAAUGGAGGUUCGGUUUGUGUCGGCUAUUGUGUUCUUUCUUGUUUGUUUUCUCACAUACAGAGAAAUAAGUCAAACCGAUGCGAAAGUAGAAGAAAGGCAGAUUCCUAAAUUUUCCCAUUUUUCUGGUCCAUCACUGAAAGUGUUAUACUGCAUAUCAUGAGGGUACCGAAAGGCCUUCGAGGAAUACCGGUACCACCUAUCUCAGCGUUAUCCUGACCUGAACAUAGAGGGCACAAACUAUCCUCCAACGCCUUUAAACCAAAAUAUUGCCUCUUUUCUAUCUAUUGCUAAACUUGUGAUUAUGGGUAUGAUUGUGUUUGGAAGUAAUCCUUUUGAAUCUGCUGGUAUGAACACACCCAACAUAUGGCAUUGGGCUUGUGAAAAUAAGGUAUAUGCAUGUCUGCUGCUCUUCUUCAUUUCAAAUGCUAUUGAGACUCAACUUCUGUCAACAGGUGCUUUUGAAGUUACUCUCAAUGAUAUGCCUAUAUGGUCUAAAAUUCAGUCAGGUAGAAUACCAAAAUAUGCCGAGUUGGUCAAUAUUUUGGACAACAAUAUGAAUCUCAGUUACAAGGAAUAAACUUAUUCUUUCAUUUUGGUGACUGAUGUGCUCAAUCAUACUCCAUUAAGUCUUUAAGGGAUCUUUGAACCAAUGAAGGCUGAUGUUUAAACCAGUUUUUUCUGGCAACAUUGGCUGGAAGUAUUCUCAACAUUUUUUUAUAGACUUAAUUGAUUAGAUUCAGUGCAUUGUAAACAGUAUACAGUAUUUGUAAUCUCAUCGGGUGUUUGGUAUGUUAUUACAACAAAUAAUUAUGUCAAAUUUAGGCUGUGUAGUACUUCAUUGAUACAUCAACAUUAAAGACAAAUAUAUAUUAAUACUUCUGUAAUGGUCAUCACAAUUUUGGUGUUGUAACAGUGCUGUUUGUAAUUGUUGGUAUGUAUUUAGUGAUAGCACCUGCACUCCAAAUGGUUUUUUAAACAUGUUUUCUCAUAGAACAUUUUGCACAACUGUUUUGGCAAUUAAUGUAGCAAUAUUUGUCAGGAAUCAUCCGUAAUAAUGUAAUAUGUUGUUUAUAUGGAUAGUUAUAAUAAAUUACAAAUAAUAUCA